Theobroma umbraticum is the source of this 840-nucleotide messenger RNA. Its product is annotated as cell number regulator 2-like. Lineage: Eukaryota; Viridiplantae; Streptophyta; Magnoliopsida; Malvales; Malvaceae. The record is from RefSeq and is a predicted model, not a curated record.
CUUAAAAUUCUUUAGUUUCAGAAGAAAAUGAUUUGUUGGUAAUUUAGAAAAUACAAGCCUCGAUAAAACUGCUAUUUUUCGAGCUUGGUAGUGGUUCUUAUUCAGCCGGUUUCAUGCUCAGUUAGCCAUAUCUGGCAAAGACAAUUACCGACCUUUGAAGAUUUUCUUGCUGCAAAGAUCAACAAUGGCCAGCCUUCCAGUGAACUCAGUCAGCUCCAAGCUUGGCCAAGUAAACCCUUGGUCCACGGAACUUUUCGACUGCUUCUCUGAUUCUUCCCUCUGCUGCAAGACAUGCUGUUGCCCAUGUAUUACUUUUGGCCAGAACGCAGAGAUUAUAGACCAAGGUUCAUCCUCUUGUUUUCUAAAUGCUUCUCUCUAUGUGAUAAUGCAUCACUUUACUGGUUGUGGGCUUUCGUUUUUGUACGGAUACUUCUACCGUCGAAAAUUGAGGCACCAAUACGGGUUGAAACAAAGCCCUUGUCAUGAUAUCUGUGUUCACUGCUGCUGCCACUACUGUGCCUUGUGUCAGGAGCAGCGCGAGCUCAGAAGCCAGGGAUACGACAUGCUAAUUGGAUGGCAAGCAAACGUGGAGAGACAGAACCGCGGCGUAACAAUGGCUCCCAUGGCGUACGGAGGGAUGAAACGAUGAGAAUGUACAGUGGAAAUUAUUUCCAUUUUCUAGUAUUUGCUGUUAUGUAUGGUUUACUUCGUGCAGAACGAUGUUAGGUAGUGGGUUUUUAUUGUGAAGUAACUGAUUAUGUAAGACAUGGAUAUUGUACCGUUAUUUUUUUUACGUGUUGUAGUCAAUUAUAUUUUCUCUCUCAUUUUAUUUUUUUCUAA